AUGAACGACCCUCCAGGAACCAUACCCUCCUCUACGUCUGUCCAACAACACCCACGUCGCCCACCACCCCACAAGUCGGUUUCCCUUCGGCACAGUCUGUCCACGUCCGGUGCCAGCUCGAAAGGGGCCAUCAAACACCAGCUGAAUACGCACAACCCUGCCACCGACAAGGCCUACCCAUCUUCAAGUGUCUCUCCAAUCGUCCUGUCGAACAAGAUCAGCUCGGGAGAAAGCAGCGACGCUGGAGGAUGGUUCGAGACAACGAAUAACAACGCCAAACAGAACGAUGCCUCAUUUGUCGACAAUGAUCCACCGUUCUUCCUCCGGAACUCUUCCUCGUCAGAGACUCCGCCCGAUACAUCUCAAUAUACGCAUGCACACUCCGCGAUCCCAUACCGCCCUACUCUGGCACGCUUCGGCACCGAUGGUAGCAGCACGGAGGAGUUUCGGAGCGUCAUCGAUGAUUUGACGGUUGCCAAUAAAAAGCUCAAGCAGAAACUCAAAAAGUAUGAGAAGCUAUACGAUGCUCACCUCCAAGAAGAGAAGUUGUUCGAAGUCAAGUUUCAUGGCCUGCCCGAUCACAAGAAGAAGGAGCUGGAAGAGACUCUUCGCAAGUUCGCUACCGAACUCGAUGACGGUGCAAGCAGUGGCUAUCCACCGGUCUUGUCGUAUGCGUCUGCUCUCGAACCACAGCACACUGUCUCGUCGACAUCUCGAUUUGCCGAGUCUGGAUACGCUUCAUUGUCUGCAUCUGGUCAGAACUCAUCUGUGCUAUCGAAUCAACACAAUGACCGUCGCAAAGUGAGCAAAUCGCAAUAUAACCGCCAGCAGGAGAACAUUCAAUCAUACCUCCACGACAUUCCCCUAAACUUACUCUCGCAGAAGACUGCGCCCAUGACAGACAAGUCGAAGAAGAAGUUAGUGGCACGGCGGCUCGAACAAAUCUUCGCAGGGAAGCGAUCAGCGUCCGGAAACCAUCAACAGCCUUUGCAGCAGGAGGAGGUUGCACAAUCGGCAGCUACGGCGGAUCGAGAAGAGAGGGAAGCGGGUGGAAAGCAACUUCGACCGGAAGGGCUGCGCGAGGCCCGCAUCAUGACGGAGGAGGUGAACGGAGAAGAUUCUGCAAACCAAAGCGUGGCAAUUCCUGGUUCUCGUCCUACUUUAUACACAGGCGAAGACUUCGUGGGGUCAGGCCGUUCACCCGACCAACGACCAACAAGACCUUUGGAUCUGGAUCUUUAUCGAGCACAAGUUUCUGUCGAAAAUAUGGAUUAUAUUCGGCAUCUCGGCUUCUUGCCGCCAGACAUGGUGUCCGGAGAAGCGCCGAUGGACGGACAAGGUUGGCUCUAUCUCAACCUUCUCAUCAACAUGGCCCAACUGCACACGCUCAAUGUGACCCCGGAGUUCGUGAAGGAUGCACUGCAUGAGUAUAGCAGCCACUUGGAAAUCUCCCGCGAUGGACGGAAGAUUCGCUGGAAAGGCGGUUUCGAUGUCACUAAGCACAGUGGGGAGAGCUCUUCUGAACACCACAGUGGCACUUCACCUUCAGACAUCAUACCCGGCUCUGGGUCGCGUGAGGCAAAUAGCGAAGUACAAGCCCAUUCGGAGCAACGAGCGCGAAAAUUAGCGAGCGUCAAAAAGGAGAAAGACCAACACAAGUUCAGCUAUAAGCCACUUUUCAUUCACAACGAAGACUCUGAGGAGGAUGAGGAUUACUAUGGCUUUGAUGCCGAAUCCUCUGGCAACUCGCAGCCACGAAGAAACGGCAAUUCUUCGGGCUUUGGCAGCUUCGCUUUGCAAAGCUCUUCGUUGAAACCAAGACGCGAUGAUGGCCCGAUCAUCUUCUAUACCAAUGCCAAGUUCUGUACCGACCUUAGCGGCGAUCGUCUUGGCGUCUCACACGCCAAACCAGGGGCAUACAAGACUAUUACGAGUCAUCCUCUCGGUACUGAAUCAGAUGUACGAUCGUCGAUUCAACGAAUGUCUGAAAUCUCCGACCUCAGAGGUCCUCUUGAUGCCUCCUCAAUGGACCUUGAUUCUAUCAACGGUUCGCGUGCAGUCUCGAGUAGUGAAGAUUUCGGGUUCUCGCCCGACUCGUUGAAGAAUGACAGCGGCAAUAAUAGUCCAGAUGUAGUGGAUUUUGAAGCCUCAGGGUUGGGCGGAGUGCAACCAGAGGACAAUUUUUCAAUUUCUGUGCGGCGUUCGCAGGUACAGACUGCAUCGUCGGGAGCUGUUCGCCCUCGCAGGUCUAGUUUCUAUCCGAAGAAGAUCUACGAUGUUCUGACUAAACGACCUUCUGCUGAAGAUCAAGACUCAUCUUCCGCCUGUUCGCCACAACGCUUCAUCAAAGAAGAAAUUUUAUCCGCAUCACGGACGUCUCUGCCCAGCUCUACGCUCCCGCCCGCCUCCUUUUUGCCUUUCGACUCGACAUCAGAAGACGUAGAUUCCGAUCUUGACUCGGGCCUCGACUCGGACCUUGAUUCUGACACAUCAUCCACAGCAGACUCCGAGUCCGAUGAAAUUCCAGACACCACUUUCCAACUACUCAACAUCCCUCUGGCCGCCGUAGGCAACCCGGAUGAAGCUGAGGAAGCAGACGAAUCAGAUUAUUCAGACGAAAGUGAUGGCAGCGUCGACUUCCUCGCCACAGCCCGUCAACUCGACCCCAAGACUGUUCGCGCAUCCGAGCGUGAGUAUGAUGCCGCCUUGGCGGAUCGUCUCGUAGAGGCGAUUCCAGCGGGU
Molecule: messenger RNA, 2742 nt
Organism: Cucurbitaria berberidis CBS 394.84
Lineage: Eukaryota; Fungi; Ascomycota; Dothideomycetes; Pleosporales; Cucurbitariaceae
Exons: 2
Biological process (GO): circadian rhythm; regulation of DNA-templated transcription
Cellular component (GO): nucleus; cytoplasm
Source: RefSeq, a predicted model, not a curated record